GUUACAGAAAAGAGCACCAACUGUUCUGUGGAAGCUGCUUAUGAAACAUUUAUGUGUCUUGUGCGUCUGCGCGACUUUGGAGAAAAAGUAGACCAGCUCGAUAUGGAUAAGAAAAAUGAACUGAGGGAGUUUGAGAGAUCUUGUGAUUCUCUAAACACUUGCUUCUCUAGUCUCCGAUGCCGGCCAAAAUCCAAUGUGAAUGUGACAAGAUGAAUUGCUUCGUAUUGUUGAAAAAUAUUGCGAUGCUGUUGUGUACAUCUACGAGGAUUUUUCCAAAUGUAGUGACAAGCUCACCGAAAAAAAGUCAGAGUGUUUCGACAACUGGGACCCUCUUCCAAAUGGGAUUCAUACAGAAGAGGACGCAAAGAAGAUUCAGAAAAUGAGAGAAGAAGCAUGUAAGACAUAUUUCGGAAAAGAUGACUGCUUGAAGAAAGAGAUUACGGAAACAUGCGGUCAAAAAGAAUGGAAAAAAUUUCGUGAGCAUUUUGUCAAUCUUUCCUACCAAAUUGUUAGCAAAUGUGACUUCAGCCGAUUUGGAUGAGCAUGUGGAUUUUGUAAAAAAUGAACAAAUUAGUUUUGAUCAAACCCGGGAAAAUUGUAUUAACUAUUAACUACAAAGAAAAAAUAUGUUUCAGAAACUUGAAUUUGAGUUAACCUUCUCUUUGGAAGAAAAGUAUUAAAUUCCGAUUUGAUGAGAAAUUGAAAAAAUUGUAAUUGUAAAAAUAAAGGUAUGAUGAAGAAACAUGAGCCUCUUAUCUUUUUCAUCACAGCCUGGUUGUUUGAAACUACGUAACUGUACUAGUUGUUUGAUUUGUUUUUAAUUUAGUCUGUCUUCCGAGGGGCAUGCGGAAAUUAAUAUGGUUCUCUUAAAAACAAAUGGAGCUAUAGCUAUGUGUGCUCAUUCGUAUUUAUGUCUCACUUAGGUUAUUACGUUUUCAAUUUCUUUUCUUUUUUUUUCAGUUUAGAAAUUUUAAUUUUUUGAAUCUAACACAAAUUUCUCAAGUUUAGCAUGAAUAUAAGAUGGGCUCAUCGAUAUAUUCCCGCGGCAUUUGGAUAUUUGUCAUUCGUUUUAAAUCCCAUACUUGGCUACCUAAUUCUCACCGAGCCAAAAUCCGCAACAAUUGGAAAGUAUCGAUACUUAAUUUUGUUCUUUGCGGUGUUUGACAUGGUCUACUCAACAGUAGAGUUACUGGUACCACUGGGAAUGCAUGGAACUGGUUCAGCUUUUGUCACGUAUCUCGCUCAUGGACCAUUUUUUGGAAAAGAUACUAUUCGCCUUGCCCAGUUUGCAAUUUCUGUCAGAUGUGGUUUCAUUGCAUUGUCAUAUGGCAUUCUCAUCAUUCACUUCAUUUACCGCUACAUCGCUCUUUUCAGGCCUCAAUUAAUUGAUGACGUGUUCCGGCCGAUGGGAAUAUGUUGCAUGAUGACAUUUUUCCUGGCCCACGGAGUUGCAUGGACUGCCGUUUGCGAGCUGUGUCUGUACGCAAAUGAUGAAAUCAGGGACUACAUUCGAACGACUUUCAGAGAUGAGUAUGACGUCGACUCAUAUGACAUUGCUUUCGUGGCUGCACUUUACAUUGAUGGAAGCAAUGAAACAAAAAACAAAAGUUGGGCUGGGAUCUUUCUUCUUUUCAGCAUUUCUUCGUUCGCUGUUUCGUUUUAUUUAAUUCUGGGAAGAAAGAUCGUUGUCAAACUGAGAACUCAUACUGCACUCUCUCAACAAACUCGAAACAUGCACAGGCAGCUCUUCCUAGUUUUGGCAUUUCAAACAAUCAUCCCAGUUUGCAUCUGUUUUUCUCCUUGUAUGAUGGCGUGGAUUGGCCCAAUGUUCUACUUGGAUUUUGGAAUGUGGGACAACUACUUUGGGGUCAUCGCGUUUUCAGCUUUCCCAUUCUUGGACCCUCUUGCUAUAAUCUGCCUGCUUCCGAACUACAGAACUCGUAUAACCGGUGCAUCCGUUUUCACAUCAGUUUCUCCAGUGAUGCCAAUCAGUACUGUUCCACCUGUUUUAAAUUAACAAACAUACAUAUAUUUUUACAUAUCCGAAUAAAUAGCUUCUUAUAU
Caenorhabditis elegans is the source of this 2064-nucleotide messenger RNA. It is a transcript of the gene srj-14, whose product is annotated as Serpentine Receptor, class J. The transcript is spliced from 8 exons. The record is from RefSeq and is marked reviewed. Lineage: Eukaryota; Metazoa; Nematoda; Chromadorea; Rhabditida; Rhabditidae. The coding region runs from base 1010 to 2017 and encodes 335 amino acids.